Nicrophorus vespilloides is the source of this 2035-nucleotide messenger RNA. It is a transcript of the gene ninaB, whose product is annotated as carotenoid isomerooxygenase. Gene Ontology annotation, biological process: carotene catabolic process; retinal metabolic process. NCBI's taxonomy places the organism in Eukaryota, Metazoa, Arthropoda, Insecta, Coleoptera, Silphidae. Gene Ontology annotation, molecular function: beta-carotene 15,15'-dioxygenase activity; carotenoid dioxygenase activity. Bases 39 to 1739 code for a protein of 566 amino acids. The record is from RefSeq and is a predicted model, not a curated record. The transcript is spliced from 11 exons.
GUCGAACAAAAUGAGUCGGAGUCGUCAGAUAAGUAAAAAUGUCCGGAGUAAAGAAGCAGCUGAAUCUUCGGAAAGAAAAUCGAGAGGUGUUUGAUUGGUCCCCGCUUCCAGCAAGGAAGAAACUGGGAGAAGUGCCUAAAAUCGAUAAUCAGUCUAAAGAUCUGUACCCUAAUUGCGAUGUCAACGUGUGGUUGAGAUCUUGUGACGAGGAAGUCACCGAACCCAUCCUUGGAAAAGUCACUGGAGAAAUACCUAAAUGGUUAGAAGGAUCAUUAUACAGAAACGGCCCAGGAUCUAUUAAGGUGGGAUCAGAAGAGUUCGGGCAUUUGUUCGACGGCUCUGCCCAUAUCCAUAGGUUUAUUAUUAACUCAGGAAAUGUUAAAUAUCAGUGCAGAUUUCUGCGAUCAGAUGUUUACAAGCGGAACGUGGAAGCAAAUUGCAUCGUCGCCACGGAAUUCGGGACUAAAUCUGUAGCAGAUCCUUGUAACAGCAUCUUUAAGAGGGUUACAUCGCUGUUCAAACCUGAAAAAAUGAUGUCGGACAACGCGAUGAUUUCCAUUUAUCCAUUCGGAAAAGAUUUGUACGCUUUCGGGGAAAGUCCAGUAAUACAUAGGAUAGAUACUGAUAAUUUGGACUCUCUUGGGAAAGUUAAUGUGUACGAACGUAUUGGAUUGAUUAGUCAAUCGUCGCAUCCGCACAUCGAAUCUGAUGGUUCCGUGUACAAUUUAGGCAUGGUCGUCGGAACCUCAGGUCCAGUUCACAAUAUUGUUCGAUACCCAAUUGGGUCUAGUUCUGAAGAAAUGUUUGAUAACGCAAAAGUCGUGGCGAGUUUACCAGCAAGAUGGAUGUUGCAUCCAUCCUACAUGCAUACAUUUGGAAUAACUGAAAAUUACUUUGUUAUCGUGGAACAGCCUCUAAGUUUAUCAUUGCCUUCGAUGGUGAAAUGCACAUUAAAGAACGAUCCUCUAGUCGGUAGUUUUUCUUGGUAUGGAGAAGAAAUGACGCAAAUUAAUUUGAUAUGCAGAAAGACCGGUCGUUGUGUGCGGAAAUUCUUCGCCGAAUCCUUUUUCUACCUACACAUCAUAAAUCAAUACGAAGACGCGGAGGAUGAGACCGUAGUUUUGGAUGUGUGCGGAUACAGAGAUCCGGCUAUGAUCGAUUGCAUGUACAUAGAUGCAAUGAGGAAUAUGCAGAAGAAUCCGGAUUAUGCAAAAAUGUUCAGGGGCAGACCGCUCCGGUUCAUUCUGCCUAUGCUAAUGACCGAUGAGAAAGUUGGAAAAGCCGGUGCUGAAAUAUCGGAUGACGGUGAAAUUUGCGUAAAGCCGCUGAAACUUUGUGAUUUGGGAUGCGAAACGCCCAGAAUAAAUUACGAACGACAUUUGGGACGCAAAUACAGAUAUUUUUAUGCGAUUAGCUCGGACGUGGAUGCCGAUAAUCCUGGGACAAUUAUCAAAGUGGACACAUGCAUGAGAAAUUGUAAAACCUGGUGCGAACCGAACUGUUAUCCAAGCGAACCUAUUUUCAUAGCAAAUCCCGAUUGUAAAGACGAAGACGAUGGUAUAGUUGUAUCAUCGAUGAUAUGGGGAGGUGAGGACACAAACACAGUGGGAAUCUUGAUCUUAGAUGCAAAGACAUUCUCGGAGAUAACCAGGGCCGUAUUCACAACACCAAGUGCAGUACCAAAAUGCUUACACGGAUGGUUUCAACCACUACAAACUCAUAAACAAAUCAUCACAUAACAAAUUGUUUUUAAGUAUGCAAUAAAUAUUAUUUUACUUGAUAAUUAAGAAAUAUAUAUCUAAACACAUGGUUAAAAAAUAAGUAGAAGACUAUUUUCAAAGACAUGAAUGCUUCCGUUGUAUAAGAAUAAUACAAGUAAUUUUUAUCAAGAAAGAUAUUAGUUAUUAUAUUUAGAACUAGUGAAAAUGACAUCAAAAUGCAGAGAUCUAGACAUGUUGAACAUGAAUACAAUAUUUAUUAUGUAAUUAGUUCUGUGGAAUGUAUAAGUGAAAUAAGCCAAAUAUAUAUAUAGUAA